Messenger RNA from Elgaria multicarinata webbii, 993 nucleotides. RefSeq names its product G-protein coupled receptor 4-like. Gene Ontology annotation, cellular component: membrane. Gene Ontology annotation, molecular function: G protein-coupled receptor activity. The transcript has a single exon. The record is from RefSeq and is a predicted model, not a curated record. Lineage: Eukaryota; Metazoa; Chordata; Lepidosauria; Squamata; Anguidae. Gene Ontology annotation, biological process: G protein-coupled receptor signaling pathway. Bases 1 to 993 code for a protein of 330 amino acids.
AUGAAUACCAUCAACAUAACCUGCCCUAUGGCUUUUAACACCACCAAAUAUUUUACAAUCCCUAUGUACUCUCUAGCAUUGGCAGCUGGGCUGCCACUGAAUUGUCUGGCACUUUUGGCCUUGGUAUCCCACAUACAGAAAAGCAUUGUUCUCUCAGUCUAUGUCUUGAACGUAGUGUUGGCCAACAUCUUGCAGAGUCUGAUGCUACCCUUCUGGAUCAAUUACAGCUACCACAAUCACCACUGGAACCUAGGGGAAGGGGCAUGUAUGGUGUUUGGUGUGAUAUUCUUCACAAAUUUCUAUGCCAAGAACAACUUCCUAUGUCUCAUUGCCAUGGAACGUUAUAUAGGUCUCAUCUAUCCAUUGAAGUUCUACAGAUUGCAGACCAUGCAUGGUGCCACCAAGGUGAGCAUUGGUGCUUGGCUUUUGGUGGCUAUAUUGUGUGUUGCCGGUGUUUGGAUACAGAUGCAUGGCUCAGAAACGUGGCAAGGGCGUUGUCUGGAUGGUUCCCAAUCAGGCAAGGACUAUGCAUACUUCAAAAUGGCGACCAUGAGCUUCAGCUUCUUUAUGCCUUGCUUUCUCAUGGGAUUUUUCUAUUUUAGGGUCCUGUUUGCACUCAGGAAGAAAACAUCUUUGCAGCAAAGACUGAAAAGGAAAAUCUAUGGUUUUAUCUCCCUCAUCAUUGCCUCCUUCUUCCUGCUCUGUACUCCAUACCAGGUGAUUUCCUGUUACAAAUACUACUGCACACUGAUGCUGGAAAACAAUGAGUUCUGUGACAUUGAGAGAAACAGCUUCAUUUACAUACAUGUCACCUGGUGUUUAGCCAUCUUGACAACCAUCUUGGAUCCCCUUCUUUACAUCCUGCUCCUUAAAGAUGUUCAGGCCAAUCUCAAAGAUCAUCUCAGUUUCAGAGCUCGCAGGACACAAAUCACGCAAGAUCUUCCUUUACAUUCCACAACUGGAUGGAUACAAAAGGUGCCUGUGUCUCAAUAA